AUGGCGCUGUCUUCCAUUUCAAGAAGGAAAUAUUUGGCUGCUUUAUUAUUCUUGGAUCUGAUAUUGCAAACCUGCAAUGGGUUUUAUCUCCCUGGAAGUUACAUGAAUACAUACUCAAAUGGGGGCGAAAUAUAUGCUAAAGUGAAUUCCUUGACCUCUAUUGAAACUGAGCUUCCUUUCAGCUAUUACAGUCUUCCUUACUGCGAGCCUCAAGGAGGUGUUAAAAAAAGUGCUGAGAAUCUUGGAGAACUGCUCAUGGGAGAUCAGAUUGAUAAUUCCCCGUACCGUUUCCGGAUGAAUGUUAAUGAGUCCAUUUACCUCUGCACUACUCCUCCAUUGAGUGAGAAUCAGGUAAAGCUUUUGAAGCAGAGAACUCAUGAUCUGUAUCAAGUGAACAUGAUAUUGGACAAUCUACCAGUUAUGAGAUUUACCAACCAAAAUGGAGUUAAAAUUCAGUGGACUGGGUUUCCUGUUGGAUACACUCCACCGGGCAGUAAUGAUGAUUACAUCAUCAAUCAUCUCAAAUUCAAGGUUUUUAUUCACGAAUAUGAAGGGGCUGGCGUGGAGAUAAUUGGAACUGGGGAAGAAGGCUUGGGUGUCAUUUCAGAAGCUGAUAAGAAGAAGGCUUCCGGCUAUGAAAUUGUAGGUUUUGAGGUUGUUCCUUGCAGUGUAAAAUAUAACCCAGAAAAGAUGACAAAACUCCACAUCUACGACAAUAUUACAACUGUAAGCUGUCCACAGGAGCUUGAAAAUUCUCAGAUUAUAAGGGAGCAAGAGAGAGUAUCAUUUACAUAUGAGGUCGAGUUUUUGAAAAGCAAUGUUAGAUGGCCAUCUCGAUGGGAUGCUUAUCUGAAGAUGGAAGGUGCACGUGUGCACUGGUUCUCAAUUCUUAAUUCAUUGAUGGUGAUUUUCUUCUUGGCUGGAAUUGUUUUUGUCAUCUUUUUGAGAACUGUGAGAAGGGAUUUGGCGAGGUACGAGGAGUUGGACAAGGAAGCUCAGGCACAGAUGAAUGAGGAGCUUUCUGGAUGGAAACUUGUGGUUGGUGAUGUCUUUAGAGAACCAAAUCAUUCAAAGCUACUUUGUGUGAUGGUUGCGGAUGGAGUUCAGAUUACUGGGAUGGCAGUUGUGACUAUUAUUUUUGCAGCUCUUGGAUUCAUGUCACCAGCUUCACGAGGUAUGCUGUUAACAGGGAUGAUAUUGCUUUAUCUUUUCUUGGGAAUUGCAGCUGGUUAUGUUGGUGUGCGCAUGUGGAGGACUAUCAAAGGGUCAUCUGAAGGCUGGAGAUCGAUUGCUUGGUCUACAGCAUGCUUCUUUCCUGGAAUUGUUUUUGUUAUUUUGACUGUGUUGAAUUUCAUCCUUUGGGGUAGCAAGAGUACUGGUGCUAUUCCCAUAUCUUUAUAUUUUGUGCUCUUGUCUCUCUGGUUCUGCAUUUCAGUGCCACUUACCCUCUUGGGAGGACUCUUAGGCACCCGAGCCGAGCCUAUUGAAUACCCUGUCCGUACUAACCAGAUCCCUAGAGAGAUUCCUCCACACAAAUAUCCAUCAUGGCUUCUUGUUCUUGGUGCUGGAACUCUUCCAUUUGGAACCCUCUUUAUUGAGCUUUUCUUCAUUCUAUCUAGCAUCUGGCUUGGAAGGUUCUAUUACGUCUUUGGUUUCCUGCUUGUUGUCUUCACGUUGUUGGUUAUCGUCUGUGCUGAAGUUUCUGUUGUCCUCACUUACAUGCAUCUUUGUGUUGAGGAUUGGAUGUGGUGGUGGAAAGCAUUCUAUGCAUCAGGUUCAGUUGCCUUCUUCGUGUUCUUGUACUCUGUCAAUUAUCUGAUUUUCGACCUCCGAAGUUUAAGCGGUCCUGUUUCAGCAAUGCUUUAUCUUGGCUACUCACUGAUAAUGGCAAUUGCAAUCAUGCUUUCUACCGGUACCAUCGGUUUCCUUACGUCAUUCUACUUUGUCCAUUACCUGUUCUCAUCAGUGAAGAUAGAUUGA
This is a messenger RNA of Fraxinus pennsylvanica, 1980 nucleotides long. NCBI's taxonomy places the organism in Eukaryota, Viridiplantae, Streptophyta, Magnoliopsida, Lamiales, Oleaceae. The record is from the annotation of a GenBank genome assembly.